CAGGCUUGAAAACUACUGAUGGAAAAACCGUGAUGACACACAGCUUAGUUUUAACACUCUGCUGGAUUCACGAUUUGUGCUGAGGCAUUGUCAGUCUUCGGGAGGAUGUUGGGUUUGCUUUGGAUCACUGGGUGCUUUUUUUUUCUCUCACUUCACAACCUGGGUUAUUUGAAUGUGACAUCUGCUGAACUCUCAGAAUAAACACGGUCAUGUCCUUGCCGCACCGUGUGGACGGGCGGGAGCAGCAGAUUGCUCUGCAGCAGCAGCAGUCCUUCCUCCCGCAGCGUGGUGGUUUUCAGGACCACUUUGUCAUGCCUCCUGAGCCCAAGUACUGCUGCGAGCACUGUCACAUGGUGCUGUGUAAACCUCGGCAGACCGAGUGCGGACACCGCUUCUGCGAAAGCUGCAUUAUCCAGCUGCUUAGUAAAACGAAUCCGGUGUGCCCAGCUGAUAUGGAGCCAUUAUCUCCAGAAAAAAUAUUUCGUGAUGUUUGCUGCCAUAGAGAGAUCAUGACACUGAAAGUCUUCUGCCGCAGCGCGAAAAACGGAUGUAAAGAACAAAUGAGUUUACAGCAGGUUACGGACCAUUUGAACAUGUGUGAGUACUUUGAGGUGCCGUGUCCGUUGUGUAAAGAGAAGAUUAUGAGGAAGGACAUGCCUGAACACUUGAGCCACAAAUGCAAAUACCGUGAGACCACCUGUGAAUUCUGCAAGCACAAAAUGGCCUUAACGGAACUACAGAAACACAAAGAAACUGUCUGUCCUGCAUUUCCAGUAUCAUGCCCCAAUCACUGUUCAUUUUCAUCCAUUUUAAGAAGCGAGCUGUCCAUUCACCAGCAAGAUUGUCCAAAGGCUCAAGUCACAUGCUCCUUCUUUCGUUUUGGCUGCACCUACAAGGGUUUGAACCAGGAAAUUAGGGAGCACGAGUCAAGCUUUGCCUCAGAACACUUGCGACUGAUGAUGGCCAGAAGCAAUACUCUUGAGGCCAAGGUGGAGGACGUCAAGAACGAGCUGCUGGAGCGCUACGCGGUUCUCCCGGGUCUGAGCAGUCGUCUUACAGAAGUGGAGGAACAGUACAAAGAGAUGAGAGAGAAAUAUCGACAAGUGGAGCAGAAACUCUCCAGCAUGCAGAAGCUAAUGAGCGCACACUCAGAGAAACUGCUGGAGGUGGAGAUGGAGCUGAGGGAUCUGCGGUCAUUAAGGGCCAUGCGUGAGGACAUGGAAGCUCUGAGGGGUGCCGUGGAGAGCAUGCGCUCUGUCGUAGCGUCGCUCGACACUGUCCGAAGCAGUCCAGGUUCCCACACGCUAACCUCAUUAGAGACACAGCUGUCACGGCAUGAUGAGCUGCUCAGUGUGCAUGACAUUCGUUUGGCUGACAUGGACCUUAAGCUGCAGGUGCUGGAGACAGCCAGCUUCAAUGGAACUCUUAUUUGGAAGAUUCGUGACUACAAACGGCGCAAGCAAGAAGCGGUGGCUUCUAAAACAUUGUCGCUUUACAGCCAGCCCUUCUAUACCGGCUAUUUUGGCUACAAGAUGUGUGCACGUGUUUAUCUGAACGGUGACGGCAUGGGAAAGGGCACCCACCUGUCACUGUUCUUUGUGGUGAUGCGUGGUGAGUAUGAUGCGCUGCUGCCAUGGCCUUUUCGCCAAAAAGUGACACUCAUGCUAAUGGACCAGGGUCCUACACGCAAGCACUUGGGUGAUGCCUUCAAGCCUGACCCAAACAGCAGCAGCUUCCGGCGGCCAACAGGGGAGAUGAACAUUGCAUCGGGUUGUCCGCUCUUUGUCGCCCAGACCGUUCUGGAGAACGGCACCUACAUCAAAGAUGACACCAUCUUCAUCAAGGUCACAGUGGACACUUCAGACCUGCCUGACCCAUGACACCUGGACAGUUAUCCCAUUGGUCAGUACCACUGUCAUUUUCAUGUCACUGAACCUCAAAGUGCUAAAUAUUUAAAAUGAAUAUUUCAUCGGUCUGUACCACACCCCUUAGCCUGUCACUUUUAAGUCCAAAGUCAGGUUUGAACGAUCAGGACGGUCUAGCACUAAAAACACAAUAAUGCAACUGUUGGACAAAUACAGGGUGAUUCAGAAAAUUGUUACCACCUAUAUGACACUACAACAUUGUGACACUCUUACACAAUGAGGAUAAGUUACUAGUUACAGGCUAUAAAAUGUAACUCCAAUGCAUUGCCUCCACUUUUGCACCAACAGUCAACAGUACUCUAAAGAAAAGGAAAGAAAAAUGGUUGCCAAUAAGUGCUAACAUUUUUUGAAUCACACUGCAUGUUUUCAGACCGACCGCUUAAGGGCUUGGUGAAAUGAUAUCAAAAUUAUGAUAUAAUAACAUCAUGACACACUUUUCCCAAGUAUCCAUUUAUUGUCAGUAGUUAGUCCUUUGAUAAAUCCCUACUGGCAUCUGACAGUUUUGCAAAUACACCCUGUGUCCUUUAAAAGAAGCUUUCCUUCCUAAAUAAGUGCGUUAUGAAAGACCAGUUAUAAACUUCAUCAUCAUCAUCAUCAUACUUUGUUAUCAUCACGUGAACCUUUUCUAAUAAUAAUAAGAAUAAUUCAAGAAAAUUCUGUAUCAGUUCAAAGUGAACAUUUCUUUUCAUUUAAAGAUGAAUAUGAAUUUCUUGCUUUUCAGUUCAUUCCUUUAUAACUAACCCAAAGCAAGGUUUAAAAACUUUUUGAAAAGCAGCGCACACUCAGUUCUUCAUUUGGAAGACUUUUUAUCCAGUUUGUAUUGAAUGUGAUUUGUUUCAUGCCAGAGGGCCCGGUGCUCAUCAGGGAUGUUACAAGGUCACAGGAUUGGGGGAAAAACAGAGCAGAAACCGAUGAGAAGAAUCAACCAAACACAAGAGUGGGAUGAGAGUCUCAGGCUGGUGCUCCUGAAACAGUGUAGGCGCAGUUGCUCGAGUUGCUUGAGAUGGUGCUCUGCUUUGGAUCAUGACCAGGGUAGAGGAGGUCUCAGAUAGCCUCAUUGUUCAAGAUGGAGCAGAAACAGCAAAUGGUUUUCACCUCAAAUCCACAAUAUGUCAUUGUCUGUGCUGGUACAGACUUGGAGAAAGAGAAAAUGUCAGGUGAUGAGGCCAACAUGAAGAACUGCCUUUCAGAGAGGAAAAGUAAGAGGGAUCCGUUUGUUCUGUGUAACCGACACGUUGUUGUACUUUUUAGAACCCCAGUUUAAAAAGAUUAAGAGAAAUUAAAAGAAAUACAUCAAA
Messenger RNA from Tachysurus vachellii, 3223 nucleotides. RefSeq names its product TNF receptor-associated factor 3 (gene traf3). Gene Ontology annotation, molecular function: tumor necrosis factor receptor binding; zinc ion binding. Gene Ontology annotation, biological process: protein K63-linked ubiquitination; Toll signaling pathway; regulation of defense response to virus. The record is from RefSeq and is a predicted model, not a curated record. The transcript is spliced from 11 exons. Gene Ontology annotation, cellular component: plasma membrane signaling receptor complex. The coding region runs from base 210 to 1880 and encodes 556 amino acids. NCBI's taxonomy places the organism in Eukaryota, Metazoa, Chordata, Actinopteri, Siluriformes, Bagridae.